CUUUGAGUGACGUCACUAUGCCUUUCUCCGCGGAGCUCGAUGGGAAGGAAAAACGUGAUUUUCAAGGAUGGAGUACAUUCAGUCUGCCUCCACAAGCACUCAGGGAAAUAUCCUGUGCUGCACUUGUGGCAUCCCAAUUCCUCCCAACCCGGCCAACAUGUGCGUGGCUUGUCUGCGCACUCAGGUAGACAUCUCAGAGGGAAUUCCCAAACAAGUCACUGUGCAUUUCUGCAAGCAAUGUGAACGGUACUUGCAGCCUCCAGCCACAUGGGUGCAGUGUGCUCUGGAGUCCAGGGAGCUGCUUGCGCUUUGUCUGAAAAAACUCAAAUGCUCUAUGACUAAAGUGCGCCUUAUUGACGCUGGCUUCCUGUGGACAGAGCCUCACUCCAAAAGGAUUAAGAUAAAGCUCACCAUACAGAAGGAGGUGAUGAACGGUGCCAUCUUACAGCAGGUGUUUGUGGUGGAAUUUGUCAUCCAGCCUCAAAUGUGCGAUGACUGCCACCGCGUGGAGGCCAAGGACUUCUGGAAGGCUGUGGUACAAGUCAGGCAGAAGACUGCUCACAAAAAGACAUUCUACUAUCUGGAGCAGCUAAUCCUCAAACACAAGCUCCACCAGAAUACCGUCAACAUCAAAGAAAUUCAUGAGGGCAUCGAUUUCUACUACGGCUCCAAGCAGCACGCUCAAAAGAUGGUUGACUUCCUCCAGUGCACUGUGCCUUGCAGGUCAAAGUUGUCCCAGCGGCUCAUCUCUCAUGACAUCCACUCAAACACGUACAACUACAAGACAACAUACUCUAUGGAAAUUGUACCUGUUUGCAAGGAUAACGUUGUGUGCCUGUCACCACGGCUGGCGCAGAGCCUAGGAAACAUGGGUCAAGUUUGCGUGUGCGUCCGUGUCACCAGCACAAUCCACCUCAUCGAUCCAAAUACCCUCCAGAUUGCCGAGGUUGACGGGAGCACAUACUGGCGCCAUCCCUUCAGCAGCCUAUGUAACCCACGGCAACUGGAGGAGUUUAUCGUUAUGGAUAUUGACAUCAUCAGAGACCAGAAGCUGUCUGCUGGAGCUUGUAUGAGGUCCAAUAAGCACACCUUGGCUGAAGUGUGGGUACAGAAGACAUCAGAGAUGGACACUUGUCAGCAGUAUCACUGCCGCACAUUUUUGGGCCACUUGCUAAACAUUGGAGACCUAGUGAUGGGGUUUGACUUUGCCAAUUCCAAUGUCAAUGAUGAGUUCCUGAAUAAGAUGAACCCUCAUUAUGUACCUGAUGUGGUGCUGAUCAAGAAGAGCUAUGACCGCAGCCGCAGAGUGAGACGCAGGAACUGGAAACUGCAGGAGAUGGCCAAAGACAGGGAAGGAAUGGAUACAGAUGAUGAGAGACAAUACCAGGACUUCCUGGAGGACCUGGAGGAAGAUGAGGCCCUGAGGAAGAACGUUAACAUCUUCAGAGAUGCCUCCAAGAUGCCGGUGGAGAGCGACACCGAUGAUGACGGUGCACCAUUUAUUACCCUGGCUGAAAUGCUGGAGGACCUCCACCUCUCGGACGCCACGGGAGGCGAGGGGGCUGACAUGAUAGAGUAAACAAAGCCACAAGAGUUGAGCUAAAGCGUCUCAUUUUUAACUCUCAAAUGAGACCAGAUGAUGUUAUCAGAGAUAUUAUGAUAUUUGAAAAAAAAAAUCAUGUCAUAUUGUGAAUAAGUAGGGCUGUUCAAAAACAUACCAAAAUAUACAUAUGUGAAGGACUUUGGGAUGUCUUGCUUGAAAUCUAAGGCAAGGAUAGAGUGUGCAAAUGGCUGACAAGGGCAAAAGACAAACUUGUGGUCAAUGCUCCAUUUAGUGGCUAUCGACAUCCAAAUUUAUGGAAUCGGAACCAUUAUGGAGCCAUUAGAUUUUGCCACGAAUUUUGCCAAGAAUCAAUUGACAAAUAAAAUUUAGACCAAAAAAAUGGAUGUAAUGGU
Messenger RNA from Corythoichthys intestinalis (scribbled pipefish), 1956 nucleotides. It is a transcript of the gene nmd3, whose product is annotated as NMD3 ribosome export adaptor. Gene Ontology annotation, molecular function: ribosomal large subunit binding. Gene Ontology annotation, cellular component: nucleus; cytoplasm. Gene Ontology annotation, biological process: ribosomal large subunit export from nucleus. Lineage: Eukaryota; Metazoa; Chordata; Actinopteri; Syngnathiformes; Syngnathidae. The transcript is spliced from 16 exons. The record is from RefSeq and is a predicted model, not a curated record. The coding region runs from base 68 to 1579 and encodes 503 amino acids.